GUGGUGCGCAGGCGCGGCCGCUCUCGGGCGUCCUACGUUGCGGACGAACUAGGUCGCGGGACAGUUGGAGGCCAGCGCAGCGCGUCUGCGAAGAACCCCACGGUGCCGCCAUGCCAGACAACUGGGACAAGGACGUGUACCCCGAACCCCCGCGCCGCACGCCGGCGCCUUCGCCGCAGACCUCGCUGCCCAACCCCAUCACCUACUUGACGAAGGCUUUCGACCUCCUCGUGGACCGGCCUGUGACCCUCGUGAGAGAGUUUAUAGAGCGGCAGCACGCGAAGAAUAGGUAUUAUUACUACCACCGGGAGUUCCGCCGUGUGCCAGACAUCACCGAGUGCAAGGAAAAGGAUAUCAUAUGCAUGUUUGAAGCAGAAAUGCAAUGGAGAAGAGACUACAAGGUUGAUCAAGAAAUCGUUAACAUUAUCCAGGAAAGGCUAAAGGCCUGUCAGCAGAGGGAAGGUGAGAGCCACAGGCAGAACUGUGCCAAGGAGCUGGAGCAGUUUACCCAGGUGGCCAAGGCCUACCAGGACCGCUAUCACGACCUGGGAGCCCAUUAUUCUGCCAGGAAGUGCCUGGCAAAACAGAAGCAGAGAAUGCUAGCAGAGAGAAAAGCUGCUAAAGAAGCUACUGCUGCCUGAGUAGCUUCUUGAGCCCCCAUCACAUGACUGUCACUAUUACUAAAAUAAAAAAUUGUGAAACGUCUUUUUGGUGUCAUUUUCAGCCCUCAACCUGGACACAUUGAUGAGCUUUAUAAUUCUUCAUCUGAUUGGCCCCAUCUACUAAUUUCAGCCACCACUAUGCUCAUGAAAUAAAUAGAAAGCAACUAUUAA
Messenger RNA from Pteropus alecto (black flying fox), 833 nucleotides. RefSeq names its product NADH dehydrogenase [ubiquinone] 1 beta subcomplex subunit 10. The record is from RefSeq and is a predicted model, not a curated record. The transcript is spliced from 4 exons. Bases 111 to 641 code for a protein of 176 amino acids. Lineage: Eukaryota; Metazoa; Chordata; Mammalia; Chiroptera; Pteropodidae.